This is a messenger RNA of Anisakis simplex (herring worm), 726 nucleotides long. Lineage: Eukaryota; Metazoa; Nematoda; Chromadorea; Rhabditida; Anisakidae. The record is from the annotation of a GenBank genome assembly.
AUGUAUAAGAAACAUGAUAGUAGCGGUUCCACUGAACUUGCUACAAUAGCUGGAGAUUGGACCUUAUAUGGUUCAUACAAAGUUCCAGUCAUAUCACUGGUUCGAGUAAACCGUAUAAUUUACAGAGGUUUCUUCUUCUCACACAUGGGCUGGCUCCUUGUCCGUAAACACCCUGAAGUGAAACGUAGAGGUGCACGGCUGGAUCUGAGCGAUUUGUAUGCAGAUGAAAUUCUGAUGUUUCAGCGAAAGCACUAUAAACUACUCGCCCUGCUGUGUUGCUUCCUGAUCCCCACGGCUGUACCCGUGUAUUUCUGGCGCGAGUCUGCACUCGUCGCCUUCCUAACUGCUGCAGUGUUCAGAUAUUGUUUCUGUCUACAUGAAACGUGGCUGAUCAAUUCAGCAGCUCAUAAGUUUGGUUUCAAGCCGUACGAGGAACAAAUCACUCCAACGGACUCAUUUUGGUUGGCUGUGCUAGCUGCUGGUGAAGGUGGUCACAACUAUCAUCACGUAUUCCCACAAGAUUACCGUACCUCAGAGUAUUCGUUUGUUCAUAAUAUCACCAAAGUGGUCAUUGAUUGGAUGGCCUCCGCUGGGCUCGUAUACGACCGUAAGGUCGUCUCUGAAGAGGUCAGCCUAUUCAUUCAAUCGUUCAAUAUCUAUUACUCGUUAAUCGUCACUGCUUUGGUCGGUAAUGUUUUGACCGUUGAUUCAGCGAUCUCAAAGUAG